AUCCAAGGUGGACAGAACAAGACAGGCAGACGGGAGGAUGCAGGGAGGCCUGCAGAGGCAGCGGUGGGAGGCAGCAUCAGGGACUCAGAGCAGGGAGGGGAAAGAGCCCCAGAAAGAGGAGGUGGUCGGGCUGGGUGCGUGCACACACACACAAGCACACACCACAGACACAGUGGCUCGGGUCCGGGGCUGAGAGCAAUCUUUCUCCCCAAGUCACCCAAGGAAACAGUCUGACUGGAAGGGGCACAGACCCAAGCAGGAACUCCUUAAGAGCAGAAAAGGUGCACCUGCUCACAGGGACACCCAGGGUGCCCGACGGAGGGCAGAGUCUGAGGAGAGCCCCACGGGAGAGCAGCUGCUCCCCACGCUGACUGCCCCCCACCCCCUGCAGCCAGUGCAGACCCCACCUCAGCCUGCACCCCAGGGCCCCCAUGCCUGUCUCCUCAGUUCAGACGUCCCUGCCAGCGGCAGGGCUAAACAGGGUCAGCUCUGCCCUCACACACUGCUCCUUGGCCACACCGGCUCUUGGUCCCACUGCCAUGCUGUCCCUGCCUGGGACCUCACCCUCCUCUUUGCUGCCCUUGGGGCCUCUGCCCACCCUCCACAAUGAAAAGCCAAGUCCUGAGCCUGAGCCAUGCCUAGGGAGGGGGAUCCUUUGAGCAGAGGUCAUUGUGUCAUCAUACAGACAGUGAUCUAGAACCCACCUCUCGCAGAGCCACAUUCUAGAGCUCGGGGGCCAGGACCCCUCCCAGUUCUCAGCCCCCAGCGGGGAGAACAGAGGAGAGGCCCUCCUCUCCAUGCUCCUUUUUCGCAAACUCCCUGGCAGCGAGGCUGGCGUGACGGGACCACCUCUGAGGAGGCUGGGUCCAUAGAUUGCUCUGAGUGCCACUCCUGGACUGGAGAGGUAAAGGCCCCCACCCCACGCACAGCCUCACCCAGGGUGUUCCCCACCUGUGCCCACUGUGCUGGCCCAGUUGCACCAGGGUUUCCUGGGGAGGAGGAACCUGCCAGUGAGCCAGUGAGGGGUGGUCAGGGAGGGCUUGUCCACAGGGGCCUGAUGCCCCUCCCCUUGGGGGCUGGUCAGGGACAGGGACAGGCAACCCACUGCCUCGGCCCAGGCCCCGGCCUGAGACCCCACCAGGGCGGCUGUGGCCGCAGUUCUACCAUCAGUAGGAGGAAGGAUCGGGGGGUGCCUCCAGCACCUGGUCACCCUCCCAUCCGCGGACAGGGCCGGCCAUGGCCGAGGAGGUGUGGGUGGGCACCUGGAGGCCCCACCGGCCCCGGGGGCCUAUCGUGGCCCUCUACAGCAGCCCUGGGCCCAAGUACCUGAUUCCACCCACCACAGGCUUUGUGAAGCACACGCCCACCAAGCUGCGCGCACCAGCCUACAGCUUCCGUGGGGCCCCCAUGCUCCUGGCAGAUAACUGCUCCCCGGGGCCCCGCCACAGCGUGAACCCCAAGGUACUGAGGACUGGCAAGGACCUUGGCCCUGCCUACUCCAUCCUGGGGCGCUACUACACGAAGAUCAUGCUGACCCCUGGCCCCAGUGACUACUUUCCAGAGAAGUCUACCAAGCACAUAUUCGAUUCGGCUCCCAGCCACUCCAUUUCUGCCCGGACCAAGACCUUCCGAGUGGACAGCACCCCAGGUCCUGGAGCCUACAUGCUGCCCGUGGUGAUGGGGCCCCACACGGUUGGCAAGGUCACGCAGCCCUCCUUCUCCAUCAAAGGCCGCAGCAAGCUGGGCAGCUUCAGCGACGACCUGCACAAGACUCCAGGUCCUGCCGCCUACCACCAGACUGACAUGCGGGUGACUAAGUUCAAGGCUCCACAGUACACCAUGGCGGCCCGGGUGGAAACCCCAGGGGAUAAGACCCUCAAGCCAGGACCAGGAGCCCACAGUCCUGAGAAGGUGACAGUGACCAAGUACUGCGCCCCCAUUGUCACCUUCGGCAUCAAGCAUUCUGACUACAUGACACCCCUGGUUGUGGAUGUGGACUAGCCCUGGCCCCCACCCCACCCCGUCACCCAGAGCCUCUGCCCACCGCGUUCCCACAACAGACUCCUCGGCCACGGGCUCAGGAGGCCUCUUCUACCAGGUGGGCUGCAACCGCCUGGCCCCGCAGGGCAGCAUGCAUAUUUGGACAAUCAUGAGCAGCUAUUUUUUCUGUGCCACUUUCCCAUUUGUUAUUGUUUCCUGCUCUGCCCAGAUAUUUAAUAAACAAGAUUCUAUUAGCAAUGGGUUUGUCUUGGGAGAAGAGCAAGGUUUUCCAGAAAGGAGGCCCCUGGGCCAUCAGUGCCAGCCAUGUUGGGUCCUAUCCUGGCUUCCAGGACUGGGCUCUGAGUGGAGAGGGCACCAGACACCCUGCCCGCCUGCCCUCCACAUUGCUGUACACUCCCCACGGUCGUACGUGCAUCCAUCCCCUCCCACACGGUCUUCCCCCCGCUUGACUGACGCUCCCCGUGGAGAGAUGGGGUCUUGUCCCUCCCUCACAUCUGGGUCAGACCCUGGAACUGCCCUGAAUAAAGUGACUUCCAAGGAGAGGGCACAACACACCACGGAAACAGCUUCGGCCGCACGACCCCCACCCUGCUCACCUUCUCCAGGCACCACGCUGCGAGGAGGCCACACAGUGAAGCCAUGUGUGGCAUCCAGCCCAGCGGGGCCCCAAGCUCACUGCAACACUGACCUGCAGACCCGAGGGAGCCUCAGGUAAUGGCAGCCCAGCCUCCCAUCUCCCAGCCGAGGCCCUGACACGCCAGAGCAGACACAGGCAAUGGCAACGUGAGUUCUAGGUGAUGUUACGCAUCAGAGCCAACAUGGGCAGCACAGCAGGACACAGGCAGGGAAGGGUGGUGAGCAGGGCCUGAGGGGCACUUUCAGAGGCCACCCUGGCGUCCGAGGCCAGGCCUGAGGAGUGGGGUCUGGAUUCCACCUCAGCCCCCGGG
Messenger RNA from Manis javanica (Malayan pangolin), 2948 nucleotides. NCBI's taxonomy places the organism in Eukaryota, Metazoa, Chordata, Mammalia, Pholidota, Manidae. The record is from RefSeq and is a predicted model, not a curated record.